AUGGCAAAUUAUCAUAUGUCAGGCGCCGAAUAUCUCGCAUCUAUUUAUGGAACUGAAAAGGAUAAGGUCAACUGUUCCUUCUACUUCAAAAUAGGUGCAUGUCGACAUGGUGACAAAUGCUCUAGAACGCAUAUCAUGCCUUCUUUCUCUCAAACAGUUUUAUUGAAGAAUCUUUAUCACAAUCCGAUGAUUGAUACCAGACAAGCGGAUGCCUUUGCUAAGGUUGGCCAAAUGAACGAACAAGAGCAGCAGUAUUUUGAAGAGUUUUUUGAAGAAAUAUUUGUUGAAUUAGAAGAUAAAUUUGGUCCAAUUGAUGAGAUGAAUGUGUGCGACAAUAUCGGAGAGCACAUGAUUGGCAAUGUUUACGUAAAAUUUGAAAAUGAAGAAGAUGCGGACAAAUGUGUCAAGGGACUUGAGAAUAGAUGGUUCAACGGUUCACCUGUUUAUGCUGAGCUAUCACCUGUGACUGAUUUUCGUGAAGCUUGUUGUCGACAAUAUGAAUUGGGAGGUUGUAACAAAGGUGCUUUUUGCAAUUUCAUGCAUUUAAAGCAAAUAUCACGUGAUUUGAGACGAAAGUUAUAUGGUUCUCGGGCAGAGUACCGUGGCGGUGGUUAUUAUGGUGGUGGAAAUUGGCACGAAGGUAGAGGUGGAGAUUAUGGUAGUUAUUCUCGUCGUAGUGGUGGAUACGGCGGUGGUGGCAGUAGACGGCGUUCACGAAGCCCUCGAUCAAGACAUCGAUACUAA
This is a messenger RNA of Brugia malayi, 744 nucleotides long. RefSeq names its product splicing factor U2AF35, putative. NCBI's taxonomy places the organism in Eukaryota, Metazoa, Nematoda, Chromadorea, Rhabditida, Onchocercidae. Gene Ontology annotation, molecular function: metal ion binding; pre-mRNA 3'-splice site binding. Bases 1 to 744 code for a protein of 247 amino acids. Gene Ontology annotation, cellular component: U2AF complex; spliceosomal complex. The transcript is spliced from 5 exons. The record is from RefSeq and is a predicted model, not a curated record. Gene Ontology annotation, biological process: mRNA splicing, via spliceosome.